Neolamprologus brichardi is the source of this 2567-nucleotide messenger RNA. The record is from RefSeq and is a predicted model, not a curated record. NCBI's taxonomy places the organism in Eukaryota, Metazoa, Chordata, Actinopteri, Cichliformes, Cichlidae.
AAUCGAGGAAACUCAAGAGAUUUCUCUCUGUUGCUAACAGUAGCUAGCCGGAUAAUCUUCUGAACAGUGCAGCCGUUCUUAUUUAGUUGGCCGUUAGUGUUCGUGUCUGUUUUUCUCUUUAGAUUCCAGCGCUCUUGGAAUUCGCUGCUAGUGACAAACGUUGAACCAGACAACGACGGCCAACCUUUUUUUUCUCUCCGCUGGAUGUUUGGCUAUUCUUGUAUUUCUCCCAGGAUGUUAGCACAUAAGCAAACCAGCUAGCUAGCAAAUCUGCUAAAGUAGCCAAAUAGCUGCUCUUUCCGGAUGCUUUGAAUAGCAACGCAGCGGAUUUGGGGAGUUUCUAGUCGGCCUUGUAUGAUGUCAAGCAACCGGCCACAGCAAAGCGCUGCUGGGGCGAGUUCAGUGCCCAGCACAAGUAGCAGCAGCAGCAGUAGUACAGGAGGCACUGGGAAUACAAACGGUGGCGGUGGCAGCAGCGCUCCCACAAGUAAUGGGAGCACUUCUGGAAAUGUUGUGCCCUCACGGACCCUUGCAGCGGCCGGAGAGGGCGGCCUGUCAGUGCCAACUCUGGCCGCCGUGCCGUCAGCCCGGGGCGGCUUAGCUUCUCUCAGCAGACCGUCUGCGUCCUCUGGUAACAGAAAGAGAUCCCUGCACCAGGCACCACUGUACAACGGUCUCUUGAAUUCAUACGAAGAUAAAAGCAACGACUUCGUCUGUCCCAUUUGCUUCGAAAUGAUAGACGAGGCACACAUGACGAAGUGCGGGCACAGUUUUUGUUUCAAGUGUAUCCGCCAGAGUCUGGAGGACAGCAACAGAUGUCCCAAGUGUAACUAUAUUAUCGAUAACGUGGAUCAGGUCUACCCAAACUUUCUUGUAAAUGAACUGAUCCUUAAACAAAAACAGAGGUCAGAAGAGAAGAGGCUAAAGUUAGAUCAUCCAAAUGGGUCUCGGUGGCAGGUCUUCCAGGAUGUUUUGAGUCCUGACCAGGAGAACUUGGACCUGGCAAAUGUCAACCUGAUGCUCGAGCUGCUGCUUCAGAAGAAGAAGCAGCUGGAAGCGGAAUCCCAGGCAGCUCAGAGACAGAUCCUCAUGGAGUUCCUUAAAGAAGCCAGGAGAAACAAGAGAGAGCAACUAGAGCAACUGCAGAAAGAGCUCAACUUCCUCGAAGAAGACAUCAAACGUGUCGAGGAAAUGAGUGGGCUGUACUCUCCUGUGAUGGAGGCUGAGUGUACUGUGCCUAAUGUGGAAGCUCCCUCUCCAGCACCCAGCUGCUUUGUUUCUGGCACUGCCUUCACUUUGCUCUUGGGACUGUUUCCUCAGGGAAAACGUCAGACCUGGUACAACAGCACCCUGGCGUCAAGAAGAAAGAGGCUCACAGCUCAUUUUGAGGAUCUAGAGCAGUGCUACUUCUCCAGCAAAAUGUCCCGCAUCACAGAUGAGGGCAGGAACCUGAAUCAGCUGGAUGAUUUCAUGGAGUGUUUGUCAAAGUUCACUCGCUAUAACUCUGUGCGGCCGCUGGCCACCCUGUCAUACGCCAGUGACCUCUAUAAUGGCUCCAGUAUCGUGUCUAGUAUUGAGUUUGACCGAGACUGUGACUACUUCGCCAUCGCUGGCGUAACCAAAAAGAUCAAGGUGUUUGAGUACGGCACUGUGAUCCAGGAUGCAGUGGACAUCCACUACCCUGUCAACGAAAUGACUUGCAAUUCCAAAAUCAGCUGUAUCAGCUGGAGCAGUUAUCACAAAAACCUCCUGGCCAGCAGUGACUAUGAGGGAACUGUUAUUUUGUGGGAUGGAUUCACAGGCCAGAGGUCCAAAGUCUACCAGGAACAUGAAAAAAGAUGUUGGAGUGUAGACUUCAAUCUCAUGGACCCAAAGCUUUUAGCCUCAGGUUCUGAUGAUGCUAAAGUCAAGUUGUGGUCAACUAAUCUUGACAAUUCAGUGGCUAGCAUUGAGGCUAAGGCUAACGUCUGCUGUGUUAAAUUCAGCCCAACCUCCAGAUAUCAUCUGGCCUUCGGUUGUGCAGACCACUGUGUUCACUACUAUGAUCUCCGCAACACUAAGCAGCCAAUCAUGGUGUUCAAAGGCCACAGGAAGGCCGUCUCCUAUGCCAAGUUCGUCAACGGAGAGGAAAUUGUUUCUGCUUCGACGGACAGUCAGCUGAAGCUGUGGAACGUCAACAAACCUCACUGCCUGCGCUCCUUCAAGGGUCACAUCAACGAGAAGAACUUUGUGGGCCUGGCCUCAAACGGAGACUACGUUGCCUGUGGCAGUGAGAACAACUCCCUGUAUCUGUACUACAAAGGACUUUCCAAGACACUGUUAACAUUCAAGUUUGACACAGUGAAGAGCGUUCUGGACAAGGACAAGAAGGAGGACGACACCAACGAGUUUGUCAGCGCUGUCUGCUGGAGGGCCCUGCCUGACGGAGUGAGCUCCCCUCUAUACUCAGUAACAUUGUCAUUGACUGCACUUUGAAGGGCGCACUACAAAGGAUAUUAAUGGGUUAGUGAGGUCUGUCAAGUCAGGUGAAAAGGUGGCUUUCUUUUUCCUUAGUUAGAUCACCAUGG